AUGCAUAGCAAAAUAAAGAACCUAAAAGAGUUAAUAACUAACAAAUUCAAUGAUUUAACCCAUUCAAUUGAAUUCAACAGUGAAGUAAUUCAAGAGUUGAAAAAUUCUAUCACAGAGCUACAAAAUGUAAACAAAACUUUACAAGCGAAGAAUGAUCAGCCAACUCGAGGAAACGCAGAAAUAAAGAAGGAAAUAAAUGAACUAAUAGAAGCAGUUAUUGAGCUCAAGCAAUAUUCCCGAAGAUCCAACUUUGAAAUAAAUAACUUACCCGAAUGUGAAAAUGAAGACAUACAACAAGUAAUAUCCCAGAUUGAUAAUGUUGCAAAUACUAAUAUAUCCGAAAGUCUGAUCACCGCUCACAGAGUCCCCAGCUUUAGUAAAGAUAAACCUAAACCCAUGAUCGUUCAAGUUAAAUCCAAAUCUUUUUGUUGGGUUCGAGAUGGUAAAAUAUUCCUGAGAAAAGAUGAAUCGUCCAAAAUAAUACGUGUGAAAUCAUCGCAAGACCUUAAUAUUCCAUUCAACUGAAGAAACAUUUUUAUCUGUGCCUGACUGCUUAAAAAUUGAGAAUUUGGAUGAUUUAAAUUUUUUUAUUGCCUCAACCUGUAAGUUAAACAUUAAUAUUUUACAUAUAAAUAUUAGAAGUUUAAGAGCCAACUUUGAUAAUUUUAUUUCACAUAUUUCUAGCAUGUUCGAAAAUAUAAGUGUUAUAAUUAUGUCGGAAAUUUGGAUUUACCAAACUGAAACUAAUUUUUACUCAAUAGAUGGUUAUAAUUCAUUCUUUAAUUGCAGAAAUAAUAAUCGCUCUGGAGGUGUUUGUGUUUUUAUUAAAAGAUGUCUUGAUAUUUCAGAGUUAGCUAUACAUUUUGUUUCCGCAGUAUCUAUAUUACUUUACUGCAAAUAUUUAGAUUUAUUAUUUCUAUCUUUAUGUAGAUCUCAUGAUUUUAGUGUUGAUUUUGUUAAUA
Parasteatoda tepidariorum (common house spider) is the source of this 962-nucleotide messenger RNA. The record is from RefSeq and is a predicted model, not a curated record. Lineage: Eukaryota; Metazoa; Arthropoda; Arachnida; Araneae; Theridiidae.